AUGAGCGGCCCCAAGCUCUUCACUGGGCACGACAUUUCCAUUACCAACACUGGAACCACCAGUCCAGGCCCCAACCCAGCACUGUUGAUUGCUGAGGAGAGAAGCCGUACCAACUUCAACCUCACCAAAAUGCACCAUUUUAUCGAGGGAAACCCAGCCAAGGCCGAACAGAUUCUCAGAAUCUACAAGUCUUUGGAAAGAGACGUGAUCUUGCAAAGUAACCUUGCCCACUACGAUAACGACAAGUUGACCGACCGUGAGUUGACUGCUAAAAGAAUUGCCAGAUUGACCCAGUACAUCGAAAUCGAGUCAUCCAAGCAGUUUUUCAGAAGAUUGAACUUGCUCAACGUCUACGAUCCUUCCACUGGAAUCAGAAUCUCCGUCAACCUAGGCUUGUUCUUAAACGGUGUCCGUGGUAACGGAACAGCGGACCAGUACAAGUUCUGGGCCAAGAAGAUGGAGGCAGGCAUCAUGAAGCAGUUGUACGGCUGUUUCGGGAUGACUGAGUUGGGCCACGGUUCCAAUGUUGCUGGUAUGGAAACCACUGCCACUUUCGAUGAGGACACUGACGAGUUCAUCAUCGACACCCCCCACAUCGGUGCCACCAAGUGGUGGAUCGGUGGUGCUGCCCACUCUGCUACCCACUCCGUGGUGUAUGCCAGACUUCUCAUCAAGGGCAAGGACUACGGUGUCAAGACCUUCGUUGUCCCCUUGAGAGACUCCAACCACAACUUGUUCCCAGGUGUUAGUAUCGGUGAUAUUGGAGCCAAGAUGGGAAGACAGGGUGUUGAUAACGGCUGGAUCCAAUUCUCUGAUGUCAGAAUUCCUAGAUACUUCAUGUUGCAGAAGUGGUGUAAGGUUUCUAGGGACGGUACUGUUGCCUUACCACCAUUAGAGCAAUUGUCUUACAUCUCCCUUCUUGAAGGUAGAGUCACCAUGGCCGUUGACUCCUACAGAAUUGGGGCUAGAUUCACCACUGUUGCACUCAGAUACGGUGUUGGCAGAAGACAAUUCAAGAACAGAGAAUCCGACGAAUACGAAAAGAAGAUCUUGGACUAUACCUUGCACCAAAAGAGAUUGCUCCCCAACUUGGCCUUGACCUAUGCUAUGGCUGUGGGUACCGAUCGUUUGGAGGAACAACACGAAAAAGUGAUCCUGGACUUGGACACUGCUCUUUUGAGUAAGGACAAGAAGAAGAUUUCCGAGGCCAUUUUGGGCACUAAGUCCUUGUUCGUUGACUCUGGUUCCAUGAAAUCUACUUUGACCUGGUUGGGUGGAGAAUUAAUCGAUGAAGCCAGACAAUCUUGUGGUGGUCACGGUUACUCCAGUUACAACGGUUUUGGUAAGGCCUACAAUGAUUGGGCUGUUCAAUGUACUUGGGAAGGUGACAACAAUGUGUUGGCCAUGUCUGCUGGUAGGACUAUAAUGAAGAACAUCGAACAAAUUAUUGUCAAGAAGAAGCCAAUUGAUCCAAACUCCACUUUUGCGUUCCUUAACAAUGCCAAUGAAGUGAUUUCUUCUGGUCCAAUCAUCAAGUCGGAGUCUGAUUUGAAGGACUUGACUAAGGUCAGAGAAGCAGUUGAGGCAGUUAUCAUUAGAUAUGCUGCUGAAAAUCUUCAGGUUUUGAAGGAUACCAAGGGCAACUGGGACGCUUUGUCUCCACAAAGAGUCGAAUUAUCCAAGUUGAGAGCUCACCACUACUUGUUGGAAUCUUUCGAGAGAAAAUUGGCAUCUCUCAACAAGUCUGAUGACAUUUACCCUCACUUGGUUAACCUCAUUCAGCUUUACUUCACAACGUCUAUCUUUGGUGCAUUCACCGCCCAAUUUUUGAGAUUCGACGUUUAUGAAUCCAAGAUUGCUAAGUACAUCGGCUCUACUUUCUUAUCCGAAUCAUUAGCUAAGGUGAGACCUUAUGUUAUUGGUUUGACAGAUGCUUUCCAGCAACCUGAUAACAUGCUUAACUCUGUGAUUGGUAAUUAUGAUGGUCAAAUUUAUGAAAACUAUUUGGAUGCUGUCAAGAACAUCAAUCCUAUUGGCGAUGGUAAGCCACCAUACGUUGAGGCCCUUACCAACAUGCUCGACAGAGGUAGUAUCCCAGAGAGAGACAGAUUCGAAAAGAGCGAUAAAGUAAAGGAUAUCCUCUCCAAUUAA
Messenger RNA from Suhomyces tanzawaensis NRRL Y-17324, 2151 nucleotides. Its product is annotated as acyl-coenzyme a oxidase. Gene Ontology annotation, biological process: fatty acid beta-oxidation using acyl-CoA oxidase; lipid homeostasis. Bases 1 to 2151 code for a protein of 716 amino acids. NCBI's taxonomy places the organism in Eukaryota, Fungi, Ascomycota, Pichiomycetes, Serinales, Debaryomycetaceae. Gene Ontology annotation, molecular function: acyl-CoA oxidase activity; FAD binding; fatty acid binding. The record is from RefSeq and is a predicted model, not a curated record. Gene Ontology annotation, cellular component: peroxisome. The transcript has a single exon.